Perca flavescens (yellow perch) is the source of this 2046-nucleotide messenger RNA. RefSeq names its product myelin expression factor 2 (gene myef2). Bases 117 to 1847 code for a protein of 576 amino acids. Gene Ontology annotation, cellular component: nucleus; cytoplasm. NCBI's taxonomy places the organism in Eukaryota, Metazoa, Chordata, Actinopteri, Perciformes, Percidae. Gene Ontology annotation, molecular function: mRNA binding. The transcript has 17 exons. The record is from RefSeq and is a predicted model, not a curated record.
CAUCCAGGCUGCCUAGCAACAGCUCCCACAUCUCGCGUUGGAGGCCCAAAUCUCGCAUCACAUUUUGAACUGCGUACAGGGGCAUCUUGCGUUGUGUGGGGCAAACGAACCUCAACAUGGCAGAUGUUGAAAUUCUUGAUGAGGAGCCUAAGCAAGAGGAAUCUACCGCAUCACUUCAGUCCGAAUCCGAGGAGGCAUCUAUAGAAACACCCAAUGGCGUGAAAACGGAUGCUGAAGAAACUAAGUCCCCCAAAGAAAAGCAUGACACUAAAGAGAAGUCAUCCGGGAGCAGAAAAGGAAACCGCUACCAUCCCUACAAAGACAAACAUGGUGGAGAAAAGAAGGUUGCUCAUAGGAACCGGGUGUUCAUCAGCAAUAUCCCCUAUGAUAUGAAGUGGCAGGCAAUUAAAGAUCUAAUGCGUGAGAAAGUUGGUGAGGUUACAUACGUGGAGCUCUUUAAGGAUGCAGAAGGAAAGUCAAGGGGUUGUGGUGUGGUGGAGUUCAAAGAUGAGGAGUUUGUCAAGAAGGCGAUAGAAACUAUGAAUAAACAUGACCUGAGCGGAAGGCCACUCAACAUCAAGGAGGACCCUGAUGGGGAACAUGCUCGGCGUGUGCUGCAGCGCAUAGGAGGAGGUCAACCGGGAGGCCGUGGGCAGGACAUGGGGCCCGGUGGGAUGAACAUCCCUUCCUCCAUUUCCAACAACCCCAAUAUCCCACCUGAGGUCAUCCAUGCACUGCAGGCUGGACGUCUGGGCACCACAGUGUUUGUUGCCAAUCUUGAUUUCAAGGUGGGCUGGAAGAAGUUGAAGGAGGUGUUUGGUAUGGCAGGCAUGGUGAAACGAGCAGACGUCAAGGAGGACAAAGACGGCAAGAGCCGAGGGAUGGGAACAGUGACUUUUGAGCAGUCACUGGAGGCUGUGCAGGCCAUAUCCAUGUUCAAUGGACAGAUGCUGUUUGACAGACAGAUGCAUGUUAAAAUGGAUGAGAAAUCUGUUCCCCCUGAUGAUUUCCGUCAAGUAGAAAAAACACCUCAGUUACCACGGGGUCUCGGUGGUAUCGGCAUGGGACUGGGCCCAGGAGGGCAGCCUAUAAAUGCCAACUGUCUGAGUGGUGGAGGAGGAGGUGGCAUGGGGUCCAUGGGGCCUGGAGGUAUGGAUGCUCAAGGUUAUGGUGGAAUGAACAGAGUUGGAGGAGGAAUGAGUGGUGGAGGGGGCUUUGGGGGCAUGGAUAACAUGGGCAACAUGGGUGGCUUUAGAGGGAGAGACAUGGCGCCAGGUGGCAGGAUGGGAGAUAUGUACCGGUCAGGAAUGGCUGGAAUGGAUCGUGACUUUGGCCACAGUGACAUGCCAAUGAAUCGAGGAUUUGGUGAUUCUUUUGGAGGAAUGGGUGGAGGUUUUGGAGGAGGCAUGGGCAGUGGUGGCAUGCGGCACAUGGGGACUGGAUUAGGUGGUGGAAUGGGAAAUAUGUCGAUGGACCGGAUGGGCUCCAACUUUGACCGUAUGGGCAUGUCAGGAAUGGACAUGAACUGUGGCUUUGGUGGCUAUGGAGGAGGGGGACCAGGCCACAUGGGUGGAGGCAUGUCUGACAGGGCCUCUGGGUCCAAAGGAGGCUGUCAGAUCUUUGUGCGAAAUCUCUCCUAUGAUCUGACGUGGCAAAAGCUGAAAGAGAAGUUCAGUCACUGCGGCCAGGUAAUGUUUGCAGAGAUCAAGAUGGAGAACGGAAAGUCAAAGGGCUGUGGAACCGUGAGAUUCGACUCUCCAGAGAGUGCCGAGAAGGCCUGCAGGAUGAUGAAUGGAACCAAGAUCAAUGGCCGAGAGGUGGACGUCCGUAUCGAUCGGAACGCCUAGAGCUUUUGGAAAAGUCAUGCUAACACACUUCCACAUUCAGUCAUCUUGCCAAUGAUCUUUUGUUUUGUUUUAAAAACACAAUUACUUCAUAUCUCCAUGUGUCCACAGUUUGUUUUGUUUAUAUAAACUACAUAGCUCUUUUAUCUUUUUGUUUUGUAAACCCUUUUUUGUCCGGCAGUUUAUUUGAACAAAUAAACUU